This is a messenger RNA of Brassica napus (rape), 1365 nucleotides long. RefSeq lists its product as uncharacterized. The record is from RefSeq and is a predicted model, not a curated record. Lineage: Eukaryota; Viridiplantae; Streptophyta; Magnoliopsida; Brassicales; Brassicaceae.
AUGGAGGAUUCAAGCACAAGAAGCCAAAAGAAAAGACGAAGCUUCAAAGAGACAACAAAAAAACAUUUAUCCAAAGAACAAGAAAAAGAACUUCCCAACUGUUUGGUCUCUCUCAAGAAAUCUCUCCACUGUAAAUCCGAACUAUCUGAUGUCCACGACCUCAAAUCUACAAAACACCUCACCACAAUCUCCACCAAGAGAAAUCUCCCGCGUCACCUCCGCCGGCGGAUGUGGGGGAGGUUAUCGGGAUGUUCGAGAUCGAUAGCGAAUCUCAAAGACGUAAUACAUGGAAGCAAACGGCAUUUCGAGAAACCGCCGAUAAGUGGUAGUCCACGUUCUAUUGGAAGCAACGAGUUUCUCAAUCCCAUGACUCACGAAGUCAUCCUCAGUAGCUCCACUUGCGAGAUUAAGAUCACCGGCGUCGGAGACAUGGCUUCACCCGCCGAGCAACGGAAUCCGGCGGAGGAGGAAAUAAACGGUCCACGACUUUUGUUGGGAUGCUGAGCCGGAACGCCGAUGAAUUAUCUGAACCAUUCGCCUUCUUACAGAAGCCAAGCGAGGAGGAAGGUAGAAGGGUUAGGGUUUCACACAAAGAGGAGAGUUUCUUUGGAGAUUAACAGAGACUCCGCCACUAACGGUGGCAGAUCCUCGGUUUCAUGCAAUAAAUGUGGUGAACAUUUCAAUAUACUUGCCUGCGAAGCUCAUCAUUUCUCAAAACACGCAGUGACAGAGCUCGUUGAAGGCGAUUCAUCAAGAAAAAUCGUGGAGAUAAUCUGUAGAACGAGCUGGUUAAAGUCCGAAAAUCAAUGUGGGAAAAUCGACCGAGUCAUGAAAGUGCACAACAUGCAGAAAAAAUUCAAGAUUCGAGAAUACGGAGAGACGGCGAAGAUCAGAGCUAGCAAGCUCCAGAAAAAGCAUCCCAGAUGUCUCGCCGACGGCAACGAGCUGCUCAGGUUCCACGGCACCACCGUCGCUUGCGGUUUAGGGAUAAACGGAACGACGAGUGUCUGCACGGGAAAAUGCUGCGUCUGCCGGAUUAUACGGAACGGAUUCUCGGCUAAACGGGAGAAGAAUAACAAUGGGGUUGGUGUCUUCACGGCGUCCACGAGCGGGAGAGCGUUUGAGUCGGUUUUGAACAACGAGGGAGAUGUUGAUCGGACGGUGAGGAAAGUGUUGAUGUGUGGUAGGGUUGUGGCUGGGAGAGUUCAUCGACCGGUGGAGAAUGUGGAGGAGAUGAAUGGGUUGAUGAUGAGUGGGUUUGAUUCUUUGGCUGGGAAAGGUGGGUUGUAUACAAAUGUCGAGGAGCUUUAUUUGCUUAAUCCGAGAGCUUUGCUUCCUUGCUUUGUGAUUAUCUGCAAACCCUAA